Molecule: messenger RNA, 5475 nt
Organism: Centropristis striata (black sea bass)
Lineage: Eukaryota; Metazoa; Chordata; Actinopteri; Perciformes; Serranidae
Gene: grin3bb
Product: glutamate receptor, ionotropic, N-methyl-D-aspartate 3Bb
Exons: 9
Coding region: 60-3719 (1219 amino acids)
Biological process (GO): modulation of chemical synaptic transmission; ionotropic glutamate receptor signaling pathway; monoatomic ion transport
Cellular component (GO): postsynaptic membrane; plasma membrane
Molecular function (GO): transmitter-gated monoatomic ion channel activity involved in regulation of postsynaptic membrane potential; NMDA glutamate receptor activity
Source: RefSeq, a predicted model, not a curated record
AGGAGCAGCGGAGCAGCGGAGGAGCAGCGGCGGCAGAGCGAUGCUGAGAGCGCGGCAGGAUGUCUUUCACCUCCUCCUCCUCCUCCUUCUGGUCCCGGACUCUCCGAGCAUCGGUGCUCCUGCAGCUCCUGCUGGUGCCGCCGUGCCUCCUCCACCCGCAGCCGUGCCACCUCCUGGCACAGAUCGGACACACGGUGCGCGUCGGUGCGCUCCUGCCGGCGCAGCGGGCGGCUCGCGUUCAGGUCCAGGCGGCGCUCAGCCGCGCGGCGGCCGCGAUGAGUCAGGACGGAGCCCGGGACCGGGACCCGGACCCGGAGCGGGUCAACUUUCUGCCCUACAACUUGAGCCUGGAGCUGGUCUCCCGGCAGCCGGCCGCCGCGGACCCGGAGUCCCUGUUCCGGUGCGUGUGUCAGGGCGUGGUGGUGCAGGGAGUGUCCGCCCUGCUCGCCUUCCCGCAGAGCCGCGAGGAGCUGCUACAGGUGGACUUCAUGGCCUCGUUCCUGGAGAUCCCGGUCCUCAGCCUCCUUGAGCACGGGGAGCCUCUCCGAACGCAGAACCGGUUCCACCUGCAGAUGGCAAUGGGGGUUCCAGAGUCCGGUCUGUCCGACCUGCUGCUGACGGUUCUGGAGCGGUCCGGCUGGAGGGAGGGUACCGUGGUUCUGUGUCGGGGCUGGGAGGAGGCUCGCGGUCUCCUGCAUCUCCUGGACGGCGGGAGCGGCAGUGAUGCAUCGUGGGACAGUGGUGGCGCCGUGGCCUGGCAGGUACGCGCCCUCCUGAACCUGACGCAGUCGGCGCACGACGACACUCAGAUCCAUGACUUCCUGUCCCGACACUUCAGACAGAACCACGCCUCGCCUGCCUCCGUGCUGCUGUUUGGCGCCGACCCGCAGUGUGCGGCUGCGGUGCUGCGCAGCGCCCAGGAUCUGGGCCUCACGUUACCCAUGGUGCACUGGGUGCUGGGACAGCCGCUCAGCCCCGACGCGCUGCACGCCAUCGGGCUGCCGCUCGGCCUGCUGGCCUACGGAGAGGUGGAGAGGAAGCCGCUCGACUACUACGUCAGAGACGCGCUGCAGCUCGUCACCAGGGCCGUCGCUGCGGCAACCGUGGUGCGCCCGGACCUGGCGCUGAUCCAGAACAUGGUGAACUGCUAUGACAAACCCAACAAGCACGAGGUGCCAUCGUCAGGACAAUACCUGUCCAGGUUCCUGUCCAACACGUCUUUCUUGGGUCUGACGGGUCCUGUCCGAGUCCACCAGAACCAGUCUCAGGUCGUCACCUCACAGCGUUUCCACAUCUGGAGCCUGCGGCGGGAUGCGCUGGGGCAGCCCACCUGGGUGACGGUGGGCAGCUGGGAGGGAGGCCAGCUGCAGGUGGAGGACCAGGGAGUCUGGCAGGGACCCAAACCUCGCCACAGGACCGAGGGCACAGGCGGGAGGACCAGGGGCCGCUGGAGGCCGGGGAUGCCUGUGGCGGGGAGUCGGGUCCGGGUGGUGACUCUGGUGGAACAUCCCUUUGUGUUCACGCGGGACGUGGACAACGAAGGCAGCUGCCCGGCCGGUCAGUACUGCCUGGACGCCGGCGCCAACAGCUCGGACACUCUGGAGAGGUUCUUCAGGGAAGUGGCGGGCGGGAACAGCAGCUUCCUGCCUGCAGAGUACAACAAGUGCUGCUACGGAUACUGCAUCGACCUGCUGGAGAAGCUGGCCGAGGACCUGGGCUUCGAGUUCGACCUUUACAUCGUCGGGGACGGGAAGUACGGCGCGUGCAAGGGGGGCCGCUGGACCGGGCUUGUGGGGGAUCUACUGGGCGGCCUCGCCGACAUGGCGGUCACCUCCUUCAGCAUUAACUCGGCUCGGAGUCGCGUGAUCGACUUCACCUCACCGUUCUUCUCCACCAGCCUGGGCAUCCUGGUGCGCAGCAAGGACACCGCGGCGCCCAUCGGAGCCUUCAUGUGGCCGCUGCACUGGUCCAUGUGGGUGGGCAUCUUCCUGGCGCUGCACAUCACGGCACUCUUCCUCACGCUGUACGAGUGGAAGAGUCCUUACGGCAUGACGCCGCACGGACGCAACAGGAUGAGGGUGUUCUCGUACUCGUCUGCGCUCAACCUGUGCUAUGCCAUCCUGUUCGGACGCACCGUCUCCUCCAAGACGCCCAAGUGUUGGACGGGGCGCUUCCUGAUGAACCUGUGGGCCAUCUUCUGCCUGCUGGUGCUGUCCAGCUACACCGCCAACCUCGCCGCCGUCAUGGUCGGGGAGAAGACCUUUGAGGAGGUGUCAGGAAUCCACGACGCCAAGCUGCACCACCCGUCCAGAGGUUUUCGCUUUGGGACAGUGCGGGAAAGCAGCGCCGAGGAUUACAUGAGGAAGAGUUUUCCGGAGAUGCACGAGUACAUGAGGCGCUUCAACGAGCCGACCACGCCUGAAGGAGUCGCCACUCUCAAGACAGAUCCUCCUCAGCUCGAUGCCUUCAUCAUGGACAAAGCUCUUCUCGACUACGAGGUUUCCAUCGACGCCGACUGUAAACUGGCGACGGUCGGGAAACCGUUCGCCAUCGAAGGCUAUGGGAUCGGCCUGCCUCAGAACUCCCCUCUGACCUCCAACAUCUCGGAGUUCAUCAGCAGGUAUAAGUCAGAGGGCUACAUGGACCUGCUGCACGACAAAUGGUACAAAGUGGUUCCGUGUGGGAACCGAGUGUUCGCCGUCACUGAGACUCUUCAGAUGGGGAUCAGUCACUUUUCAGGACUCUUUGUGCUGUUGUGUGCUGGAGUGGGCGGAGCUUUGCUGACUCUGGCGGGUGAACACGGUUUCUACCAACUCGUCCUGCCGCACAUCCGCCGCCGCCAGAACCUGAAGUACUGGCUGCACACGUCACAGAAGAUCCACCGCGCUCUCAACAUGACGUAUGAAGAUGUGAAGCGGCAGCGAUUAGAGAAAGAGAAGAGUUGUAACCUGGAGAAGUCUCAGCCCCCCCCGGGCCCCCCGGCCCCGCCGCCCCCCGGAGCCUCAGCCAAGUGGAACAACGAGGCCAGUAAGGACGCCGCCGCAACCGCCGCUGUGAAGGACGCCCGAGACUUCAAACGAGUCCACUUCAACCUGGAGACCCUGAACACCCGCCGCCUGCUCGCUCGCAUGGCCACUUCGGAAGCCAAGGUGGGCGGGGCCAAACCAGAGAGUGACGGGCCCCCCAGACCGAAGGCGGGACCAAACAGCAGACUGUGUGAGAACGGAGGACCAGCGGCUUCACUCGCCAGCCUGGUGCUCGCCAUGCCCUCCUCCUCCAAACCCAAACCCUUUGCCCCUCCCCCUGUUGCUGUAACCACGCCCCCUGCCGUUGUUGCCCCUCCCCCUAAACCGGUGGACCCGCCCCGGCCCGGCGAGCUGCAGGAGCUGCAGGAAGAGAUCGAACAGAUGAGGGAGAGGCUGAGGACCGCGCUCGCCAGGAGGGCCGAGAUCCAGACCACUCUUUCCACACCUGCUGACACGGUGACAAACAACCCGUCGACAGUGACAACAACAACAACAACAACAACAACAACAACAGCAACAGAAGCCCCGCCCACUGCCCCUCAAACUGCCCCGCCCACUGCCCCGCCCACCACCGCCCCAGUGACAACACUCCCCGCCAAUACAAAGUGCGUCACGACCAUGACGGACCCGCCUCACAAAGUCCUGUCCAAAGUCCGGCCCUUCCACAGCAGACUGACCAAUCAGAGGAGGUGAUGCUCUCUGCACAGGUCACAUGACCCUUUGCACACAGCGGCCAUUUUAAACGGGUGAAAGCAUAAAUAAAAAAAAACCCGAUCAGGUCGUUCUUUUACUCUUCAAACAUUUCUAUGAUCGCCACGUUUGUCCUGCUGUCACUCACACGCUCCUCCGCUCUGAUUGGUUGUCGGUCUGUUCAGAGAGGUUCCAGACUGAUGUGAUGUCAGGAUGCUAGGAGCUAUCAGUGAAUCUGAAAUAUUUACAUUUAUAAAAAGAAAACUUGAGAAGCAGCUCAGUCCCCUGCAGAGAGACCAAGGAAACAGACCAGAAAACACAUUCAUAGAAACGUUUCUACAUUAUCUUAAACCCAAACAGAAGAUCCAUAAAACAUCUUUAAUUAAUGACAAUCUAUAAAGUUUAAAUAUGAAUGUGAUGAAGUGUUUCUUAAAUAUUCAGCUGACAACAUUAUUUCAUAAAUUCUGCUCCAUUCUUUAUUUAAAAUCCUGAUUAAUAAUGGGGUCAUACAAAUGAUUUUUAUUUUCUGUAUAUUCAGGGUUAAUUUAAGGGCUAAUUCAGGGGAUUUAUGUGUGAUAGUCAGAGAAUAAAAUAUAAUAAUUGAUGUCACAUUUGAUAACAUUUGAUAACAGUAGAAUUAUGCUUUAAAAUGUCCUUAAAAAUCCAGAGACAUAUUUUUAUACAUUUGGUAAAUGAACUCUUUGGUUUGUGACGAAUUAAAGCAGCAGACUGUUUAAAAUGGCCGCUGUUUGGACUUUAGUGACUUCCGGUGGACAAACAGGACGCAGCAGCAUGGCAGCUCUGCUCACUGACUGGAGCCUCUGAGGACUCGAAAAAACUACAGCAAGUAAACGCACCACCAACAGAACAACAGAACUGAUGCUGUAGGAGCAAUAAAUUGUUGAUGUCGAGAAAAGUGAUGAAAGUUUAAAGGGAAACGUUGGUGUUUUUGAUCAUGUUUUUAAAUCAGAGUGAAGAAGCUGCGUUCACACUGCAGACUAAAGUUUUAUUUUGCUCAGGUGUGACUCUGUUUUAUCUCACUUCAGGACCAGGUGUGGGUCAGUUCAGGAAGGUUUUAUAGAAAUAGAAUAUAUAGAAUAUAAAUAAGCUUGUGGGGUCAUCAGGUGCUCUGUGUGAACGCAGCUCUUCAGUGUGAGUGUUGUGUUCGUUUGUGAUUCUGUAAAUAAAUAUCCCUCCCUCUGUACAACAGUGAAGCCAAAAUAUUAAACUGGUGAUGUCAUUUGGAGCCAGAAUCAGAACCAUCAGAGCACAGCUGUUAAUCACAACAUCACAGUCCCGUUUUAUAGAGUCAAAUAACUGAUUAAAACCAAACUGAUCAUAAAAAAUAACACUUGAACAACAAAUUUGGUGGUGGGGUUUAUAACCUAUACUGCAGCUGGCCACCAGGGGGCAGUCCAGAUGUUUUGGCCUCACUUUUUAUAUGGAAGCUGUAAGGUUGUCACCAUAAAUGUUCUAAAAACACUGAAUAUGUCAUAUUAAGAUCCAUUCAGUACAAAACAAUGAGUUUCUUAUUUAAUUUGAUUAUUGUUAUUAUCAGCUGUCAUGCAGAUCAGACUUUAUUUCUCUGAGGGGUUUGACCCAUCAGGGUCUAGCGUAAAAUAAAAACACCAAAGUUUCCCUUCAGGAACGUUAAGAAUCAUCAUCUGUCAAUAAAGGUGCAGAUUUGUUUGUUUAACCCAAAAAUCUGUGUUCAAAUGUGUUGUUUCAUGAAUAAAGAAGGUUUUUAAUGGUUAGUUUA